This is a messenger RNA of Ceratosolen solmsi marchali, 1138 nucleotides long. Its product is annotated as odorant receptor 4-like. The record is from RefSeq and is a predicted model, not a curated record. NCBI's taxonomy places the organism in Eukaryota, Metazoa, Arthropoda, Insecta, Hymenoptera, Agaonidae. Bases 137 to 1138 code for a protein of 333 amino acids. The transcript has 6 exons. Gene Ontology annotation, cellular component: plasma membrane. Gene Ontology annotation, biological process: detection of chemical stimulus involved in sensory perception of smell; sensory perception of smell. Gene Ontology annotation, molecular function: olfactory receptor activity; odorant binding.
UGCAAUAGUUGGAUUAUGGCCAGCUUCCAAUAAUUCAAAACAUCAAGAACUAUUUUCACUGAUUGUUUUCAUCGUAACCGUUACCACAAUCAUAAGUUUUAUUACUAUACCACAAACACUACAACUUAUCAGAGUAAUGGGUGAUUUGAACGCUGUAAUCGACAAUCUUUUAUCUAACUUACCAAUUGCCAUGGUUGUGCUUAAAAUGUUUGAAUUUCGGCGCCACAGAAAAGAAUUGGUGAUUACAUUGUCGUUGGUGAUCGAUGCUUGGAAUGCCAGAAAGACGAAAAUUGAGACGAGAAACAUGAGGGAAGACGCUGCAGUAACUCGUAAAAUAUUGUUAAUCUGUAUGACGUUAGGAUUCCUCUCAAUAGAAGGACUGUUACUUAUGACCAUCGGUCAAGAUAUAGAUAUUCAUGCAGGUCAUGCAGAUAGGAAAUUUCCCAUGAUUAGUUCAUAUUUUUGGUAUGAUAUUAAUUCAAGUCCGGUUUACGAGAUUACGUGGCUCUUGCAAUACAUAGCUACUGUGUUAACCACGAUAGCCCACACGGGAGUCACUGGAAUUUUCAUUGGACUUGUACUACAUUUACGUUGUCAAAUAAGUAAUUUGAGACUACGUUUAGAAAAGCUUGAUAUUUACGACCGUAACAAGAUGAUUAGGAAGAAAAUUGAAUUUAUCGUUAUGAAACACGAAAAUAUUAACAAAUUUGCGAAAGGAAUCGAAAAUAUCUUCAACUUUAUGUUUCUCGUUGAAGUCUUUUCUUGCACUGUGUUACUCUGUAUGCAGUUUUAUGUUUUGGUUACCUUAACUACUAACGAUAGUAAGAAAUAUCCGAUUAUUAGUACUCUGUUACUAUAUUUAUUAAAUGUUGGAGCGCAUUUAUUUGUUUGUUGUUAUACAACUGAUAAACUGCGAGAUGAGGGUUUAUCUAUCAGCCAAUCUGCCUAUAAUUACGAGUGGUAUAAUUUAUCAGUCAGUGAUGCCAAAUUAUUAAUCAUUGUGAUGCAAAGAGCAGGGAAACCGUUACAAAUAUCUGCAGGAAAAUUGUUUCCUAUUUCUAUGCGUUUGUAUUCUCAAAUCAUUAUAACUUCUGUGCGUUAUUUAUCAAUAUUAAUAGCUUUGAGAGACAAAAUAUAA